This is a messenger RNA of Musca vetustissima, 624 nucleotides long. RefSeq lists its product as uncharacterized. Lineage: Eukaryota; Metazoa; Arthropoda; Insecta; Diptera; Muscidae. The transcript has 3 exons. Bases 1 to 624 code for a protein of 207 amino acids. Gene Ontology annotation, biological process: transmembrane transport. The record is from RefSeq and is a predicted model, not a curated record. Gene Ontology annotation, cellular component: membrane. Gene Ontology annotation, molecular function: transmembrane transporter activity.
AUGGAACAGGCAAAAUCGAAUACAAUCGAGCCCACCAGCAGUUCGUCAGGAAGGCAAGCGCCACCAACGACGAAAAGCUUUAAACCGAAUCUAAUGGCAUCUCUCAGUGCGGGUUUUUUCCUCUUCAUAUCGGGUGGCAUGAGCCUAAUACAGAGCUUGGGCUUCAUUUAUUUUGGUUUUAUAAUGGAGAGCCGUCACAUAUUAUAUUGCUGGUUCAUAGCUAUGGCUUUGGGCGCCUUAAUUGCUGUGUUAUUGGUCUAUGUAGUUCCCAAAAAAUAUAUUAUGGCAGCUGCCUCAGUAAUGGUCCUAGUCGGUGGUAUUAUUCGUGUUAGUUCUCCGAACAGUGAGGAUGCUUUAAUUGCGGCACGUUAUUUCAAUGGCCUCGGUGUGGGCGUGGCCACAAUAUCGUAUCUAAUGUAUGCCGGUGAAUUGUCAGAAAAUCGUCGACGUGGCCUAAAUCUAGGCCUGGAACAAUUAGGCAUUAGCAUUGGCAUAGCGCUGCAAAUGAUUAUGGCUACGCAAUGGCCGUACUCCUGGAGUUUGUCACAAGACGCCUUACAGGGAAUAUUGGAUAUUUUUAUGGUCGUCUUGACCAUGGGCUCGUUAAUUUAUUUCAUCGAAUAA